Molecule: messenger RNA, 384 nt
Organism: Plasmopara halstedii
Lineage: Eukaryota; Oomycota; Peronosporomycetes; Peronosporales; Peronosporaceae
Exons: 1
Coding region: 1-384 (127 amino acids)
Source: RefSeq, a predicted model, not a curated record
AUGGUUGUUGCGGGAAUGUUGCUAGCUGUCGGCGAGGUAGAAUCGAGGGCUACUGUUUGUGGCCUUUGUGAAAAAUACUGGAAAGCGUCCCAUGAAGACAUGACGAUCAAAAUUUUGAAGGAGGAUAUAAAAGAUUUGUCAGAAACCUUUCAGUAUUUUUUGGAUCAUUUCAAAAACGGGAAAACGUUGGUAGAGUACGCGUCCGGAUGUGGAAAUCCGGGAAAUGAACCUACAGGUUGGCUACAUCCGCAGAGCGAUCACAAUAAAUAUAACGAGUACAUGACGUUUUUGAUUAAAAUCGAAAACAGUAAUACUUCCAACGACCGGGCAAGACAGCGUGCGAAACUACUCCGUGAGGCCCAGCAGAAUAGCGUUUACCAGUAG